GAGAGAGAGAGAGAGAGAGAGAGAGAGAGAGAGAGAGAGAGAGAGAGAGAGAGAGAGAGAGAUCCGCAGAAGCAGCUGAUAGAAGCUGCAUUUUAAAAAGGUUCAGCGUUGGCUGCAGCAGCACUCACAGCAUCCCUCAUCCCCCCAUCUCUCACUCUCUCUCCCUCCCUCUCUCUCUGCCUCCCUCACUCUCUCCCUCUCUCUCUCUCUCUGCCUCCCUCUCUCUCUCUCUCCCUCCCUCUUUCUCCCUCUGACUGCUGACUGAGGCAUCCUGCAAACACAGGCUGGGAGAGCUCUGCUCUGCUGUGGCUCUGACCGAGACUUCUUUCCCUUGCUGGAUAAACUCUCUCUCCAGGCUUCCCGGGCUAUGCCAUCCUAGGAAGUUGUGGAUCCGGGUGUGGCUGGUUUUCAAGAUGAACCAAUCUGGAGGAGGGCUGGAUCUGGGGAACUGGGUCAUCGUCCGACUCUCCUGAGGAGGCUAGUGAGUGAUGCCUGUUUGGACCUGGAGUGAUGGGGUGCACCACCAGUGUGGUUGUGUUUGACGGACUACGUACAGUCUUAGAGAGGAACUGUGGGUACACCUGCCAGAGUGGUGCAGCCCAGCCUGUUUGGCAGACAGAGGAUGACCAAGGAGCAUGCAGCCGGGGGGAGUCCUGGGUCCCAUGGCCAGAACCUAGAAUACUGAAGGUGAAGCCCAAAGUUAUCGAACCCCUGGACUAUGAGACUGUUCUUGUCCAGAGGAAGACCCAGAUUCUCAGUGAUGUCCUCCGGGACAUGCUGCAGUUCCCCCAGGAGGACUUCCAGAUUUCGACUCAGAGACGUCAAGGAAGAACUGUCUACCCCACAGUGCCUGAGAAUGCAGAGAAGGAGGCGCAGAGUCUGUUUGUCCAAGAGUGCAUCAAGACCUACAACACUGACUGGCAUGUCGUUAAUUACAAGUACGAGGACUACUCUGGGGACUUUCGGCAGCUUCCAAACAAAGUGUCCAGACCAGACAAACUGGCUGUCCACGUUUUUGAGGUUGAUGAAGAUGUUGACAAAGAUGAGGACACAACCUCCCUAGGUUCCCAGAAAGGAGGGAUCACCAAGCAUGGCUGGCUGUACAAAGGCAACAUGAACAGUGCCAUCAGCGUCACCAUGAGGUCUUUCAAGAGGAGGUAUUUCCACCUAACCCAGCUGGGUGACGGCUCUUACAACCUGAACUUCUACAAGGAUGAGAAGAUCUCCAAAGAAUCCAAAGGAACCAUCUUCCUGGACUCAUGUAUGGGAGUUGUUCAGAAUAACAGGGUGCGGCGCUUUGCCUUUGAGCUGAAGAUGCAGGACAAGAGCACGUACCUGCUGGCUGCCGACAGCGAGGGAGAGAUGGAGGACUGGAUCAGCACUCUCAACAAGAUCCUCCACAGCAGCUUUGAGAUCGCCAUGCAGGAGAAGAGGAACGGGGACAUCCCCGACGAUGACGAGCCGGGAAAGACAGACAGUUCGUUGGGGAGUAUGGACAGCUUUCAGAGUGCAAGAGAUAUUGAAUCUAAAAUGAGGAACGAGACCAGAUUGAAACUGUUCACCUUGGAUCCGGACACACAGAAACUUGACUUCUCAGGAAUUGAGCCAGAUAUAAAGCAAUAUGAAGAAAAGUUUGGCAAGCGCAUUUUGGUCAAUUGCAAUGACCUGGCCUUCAACCUGCAGAGCUGUGUAGAGGAGAAUGACGAGGGACCAACAACAAACGUGGAGCCGUUCUAUGUGACCCUGUCGCUGUUCGACAUCCAGAAUAGCAGGAAGAUCUCGUCAGACUUCCAUGUGGACCUGAACCACCCGUCCGUCAGACAGCUGGUGGCCAACCCCAGCAGCCAGUCCAUGAACGGGGGUGGGGACGCCUUGCUGGGGUUGCAGAGAGAGGUCCACGGUCUGCCUGAGGAGGCCAUGCUGUACCCCAGACAGGGAGUGUUCUCUGUAACGUGUCCACACCCAGAUAUCUUCCUGUUAGCUCGCAUUGAGAAGGUCCUCCAGGGAGGAAUCACACACUGUGCUGAGCCCUACAUGAAGAGCUCAGACUCCACCAAGGUGGCACAGAAGGUUCUGAAAAAUGCCAAAUUGUCUUGCAGCCGGUUGGGCCAGUACAGGAUGCCUUUUGGAUGGGCCGCCAGGCCUCUGUUCAAAGAUGCAUCGGGGACGUUGGACAAAAGUGGACGUUUCUCCGCCAUCUACAGACAGGACAGUAACAAGUUGUCCAACGACGACAUGUUUAAACUGCUGGCUGACUUCAGAAAGCCAGAGAAGAUGGCCAAGCUCCCUGUAAUCUUAGGAAACUUACACGUUACCAUUGAUGAUGUUGCCCCUGACUUGACAAAUUGUAUUAGCUCAUCCUAUAUUCCUGUGAGGACUUUCGAUAGCAGUGAGAAGACUAACAUCUACUUUGAGGUGGAGGAGUUUGUUCCCUACAUAGCCAAAUGCUCCCAGCCAUUCACCAUCUACAACAAUCACCUCUAUGUCUACCCCAGGCACCUGAAGUACGACAGCCAAAAAUCCUUCACAAAGGCUAGAAACAUAGCUGUCUGCAUCGAGUUCAAGGACUCUGACGGAGAGGAGGCUGUCUCGCUCAAGUGCAUCUAUGGUCGACCAGGAGGACCCCUGUUUACAGAGAAUGCCUCUGCUGCGGUAUUACAUCACCAACACAGCCCAGAGUUUUAUGAUGAGUUUAAGAUUGCGCUACCCACUCAGCUCAAUGAGAAGCACCAUCUACUGUUCACCUUCUUCCACGUCAGCUGUGAUAGCAACAGCAAGGCCAGCGCCAAGAAGAGAGACGUGGUGGAGACACAAGUGGGUUACGCCUGGCUCCCUCUGCUGAAGGAUGGCAGGGUGAUCAUGAAUGAGAGUCACGUCCCUGUGGCUGCCAACCUGCCCACUGGCUACCUCAACUGUCAAGAGGUUGUCAGCAAGCAGCAUCCUGAAAUCAAAUGGGUGGAUGGAGGCAAGCCUUUGUUCAAGGUGUCCACUCACCUCGUCUCCACUGUGUACACUCAGGAUCAACAUUUGCACAAUUUCUUUGGUCACUGUCAGAGCACAGAGUCUGCAGCCCAGGGGACAGGAGGAGAGUUGGUCAAGUAUCUGAAGAGUCUACACGCUAUGGAGAGUUCUGUGAUGAUACAGUUCCUGCCCACCACUCUCAACCAGCUAUUCCGUGUGUUGACCAGUGCCACCCAUGAGGAGGUGGCUGUCAACGUCACCAAAGUCAUGAUUCACAUUGUUUCCCAGUGCCACGAAGAAGGGCUGGAACACUACCUACGAUCAUAUGUCAAGUAUGUGUUGAAGACCGAGCCAUACACAUCCUCUACCACGAGAACAGUUCACGAGGAGCUGGCCAAAGCCAUGACUGCAAUUCUAAAGCCUUCCACAGACUUCCUCACCAGCAAUAAAUUGCUAAAGUACUCGUGGUAUUUCUUCGAAGCCUUAGUGAAGUCCAUGGCACAGUACUUGAUUGAGAGCAGUAAAAUGAGGGUGUCCAGGAACCAGCGUUUCUCGGCCGGUUUCCACCACACGGUGGAGACCCUGGUCAACAUGAUGAUGCCCCACAUCACCCAGAAGUACAAGGACAACUUGGACGCAGCCCGCAACGCCAACCACAGCCUGGCUGUCUUCAUCAAGCGCUGUUUGACCCUCAUGGACAGAGGCUUUGUCUUCAAGCAGAUCAACCACUACAUCCACUGCUUUGUGCCUGGAGACCCCAGGACUCUGUUUGAGUUCAAGUUUGAGUUCCUGCGUGUCAUAUGCAACCACGAGCACUACAUCCCCUUGAAUCUGCCCAUGCCUUUUGGAAAUGGGAGGAUACAGAGAUUUCAAGACCUCCAGUUGGACUACUCGCUGACAGACGACUUCUGUAAGAACCACUUCCUGGUUGGGCUGUUGCUGCGGGAGGUAGGCGGGGCCUUGCAGGAGUUCCGAGAGAUCCGUCAGGUAUCCAUCCACGUGCUCAAGAACCUGAUGGUCAAGCACACCUUUGACGAGCGCUACACUUCCAAGAGCCAGCAGGCUAGGUUGGCCACCCUUUACCUGCCCCUGUUUGGUCUACUCCAGGAGAACGUCCACAGGCUCAACGUGAAGGAAGUUUCCCCAUUCACCAUCAACUACUCCAACAAUAAUGGAAGAGAUGAUCCACUCUUGGGCAACACCGUGAUGUUUACGCCUCCGAGGUCCAGUACUUUUUUCGACAACAGUUUGCACAAAGAUUUGUUUGGAGUCAUCUCUGGCACCGCCUCCCCUCAUGCAUCCUCUACCCCCAACGUUAACUCUGUCCUCCACACUGACUCCCGGGGCUCCCUAAUCAGCACUGACUCUGGAAACAGCCUUCAUGAGAAGAGCAACGAUAAGAACAACUCUCUGGACAAGAACCAGCCAGCGGCAGCUCUGAGCAGCAGCCCGCUGCGUUGUGACAAGCUGGACCAGGCUGAGAUCAAGAGCCUGCUCAUGUGCUUCCUCCACGUCCUCAAGAGCAUGUCUGAGGAUGCUCUGUUUACCUACUGGAACAAGGCCUCGUCUACUGAGCUCAUGGACUUCUUCACUCUCGUAGAAGUGUGUCUCCAUCAAUUCAGAUAUAUAGGAAAGAGAUGCAUCGCAAGGAGCCAGGAAGGGGUGGGACCCAUAGCAGCACAUGAGCGGAAGUCUCAGACUUUGCCUGUGUCCCGUAACAGGGCGGGAAUGAUGCAUGCCCGCUUACAGCAACUCAACAGCCUGGAUAACUCAUACACUUUUAACCACACCUAUAGCCACUCUGAUGCUGACGUGCUGAACCAAUCGGUUCUGGAGGCUAACAUCGCUACGGAGGUCUGCCUCACCGUGCUGGACACUCUCAGCAUCUUCAUCAUGGGAUUCAAGACCCAACUCUGUUCGGACCAUGGCCACAACCCGCUCAUGAAGAAGGUGUUUGAGGUGCACCUCUGCUUCCUACAAAUCAACCAAUCUGAGACAGCCCUCAAGCAGGUCUUCACCUCGCUGCGCACCUUCAUCUACAAGUUCCCCUGCACCUUCUUCGAGGGCCGAGCGGACAUGUGUGCUUCGUUCUGCUACGAGAUCCUGAAGUGCUGUAACUCGAAGCUGAGCUCCAUCCGCAGCGACGCCGCCCACCUCCUCUACUUCCUCAUGAAGAGUAACUUUGACUACACAGGACGCAAGUCCUUCGUCCGCACUCACCUACAGGUGGUGAUCGCCGUCAGUCAGCUGAUUGCUGACGUCAUCGGUAUCGGAGGAACCCGCUUCCAGCAGUCCCUGUCCAUCAUCAACAACUGUGCCAACGGUGACAAGACAAUCAAGAACACAGCCUUCCCGUCAGAUGUGAAGGACCUGACCAAGCGGAUCCGGACGGUCCUGAUGGCCACGGCUCAGAUGAAGGAGCAUGAGAGGGACCCGGAGAUGCUGGUGGAUCUGCAGUACAGCCUAGCCAAGUCCUACGCCAGCACGCCCGAGCUCCGCAAGACCUGGCUGGACAGCAUGGCCCGCAUCCAUGUGAAGAAUGGAGACCUGUCUGAGGCAGCCAUGUGUUAUGUGCACGUGGCAGCACUGGUGGCCGAGUAUCUCCGGAGGAAAGGCAUGUUCAAGCAGGGCUGCUCAGCCUUCCGAGUGGUCACCCCCAACAUUGAUGAGGAGGUAUCCAUGAUGGAGGAUGUGGGCAUGCAGGAUGUCCACUUCAACGAGGAUGUCCUGAUGGAGCUGUUGGAAGAGUGUGCUGAUGGCCUGUGGAAGGCUGAGCGCUAUGAGCUCAUCUCAGACGUCUACAAGCUCAUCAUCCCCAUCUACGAACAGGGGAGGGAUUUUGAGAAACUGUCUCACCUGUAUGACACCCUCCAUCGUGCCUACAUCAAAGUGACAGAGGUCAUGCACACGGGCAAGAGGCUGCUGGGAACCUACUUCAGAGUGGCUUUCUUUGGCCAGGCAGCGGUAAGUUCUGCAGUCGGCUCUGUUCACUUUCCUGAGCAGCCUAAAUCUGUGUGAGGUGCUGCUGCUAUAAUCCAUGACAUGAUUCAGCCACUAGUGUGAUGCUGCUUUAAUCCAGGACAUGUUUCAGCCACUAGUGUGAUGCUGCUUUAAUCCAUGACAUGAUUCAGCCACUAGUGUGAUGCUGCUUUAAUCCAUGACAUGUUUCAGCCACUAGUGUGAUGCUGCUUUAAUCCAUGACAUGUUUCAGCCACUAGUGUGAUGCUGCUUUAAUUCAUGACAUGUUUCAGCCACUAGUGUGAUGCUGCUAUAAUCCAUGACAUGAUUCAGCCACUAGUGUGAUGCUGCUUUAAUCCAGGACAUGUUUCAGCCACUAGUGUGAUGCUGCUUUAAUCCAUGACAUGAUUCAGCCACUAGUGUGAUGCUGCUUUAAUCCAGGACAUGUUUCAGCCACUAGUGUGAUGCUGCUUUAAUCCAUGACAUGUUUCAGCCACUAGUGUGAUGCUGCUUUAAUCCAGUACAUGUUUCAGCCACUAGUGUGAUGCUGCUUUAAUCCAUGACAUGUUUCAGCCACUAGUGUGAUGCUGCUUUAAUCCAUGACAUGUUUCAGCCACUAGUGUGAUGCUGCUUUAAUCCAGGACAUGUUUCAGCCACUAGUGUGAUGCUGCUUUAAUCCAGGACAUGUUUCAGCCACCAGUGUGAUGCUGCUUUAAUCCAGGACAUGUUUCAGUGUGAUGCUGCUUUAAUCCAUGACAUGUUUCAGCCACUAGUGUGAUGCUGCUUUAAUCCUUGACAUGUUUCAGUGUGAUGCUGCUUUAAUCCAGGACAUGUUUCAGUGUGAUGCUGCUUUAAUCCAUGACAUGUUUCAGCCACCAGUGUGAUGCUGCUUUAAUCCAGGACAUGUUUCAGUGUGAUGCUGCUUUAAUCCAUGACAUGUUUCAGCCACUAGUGAGAUGCUGCUUUAAUCCAGGACAUGUUUCAGCCACUAGUGUGAUGCUGCUUUAAUCCAGGACAUGUUUCAGCCACUAGUGUGAUGCUGCUUUAAUCCAUGACAUGUUUCAGCCACUAGUGUGAUGCUUAAAGCUCUUGGCAGUUACAUUAACUCACCGCUACCUUCCACCUACUUGUUUUACUUUUCACAACAGCAAGGCAUGUUGCUGAUUCAAUGGGAGUAAUCCACUGAAUUUGGCUUUUAUCGCUUCCAUUUUUAGAUGUCAUUUUCACCUAAAUCUUCUUACACCUGGUUCUUCCUCAUCUUUCAGUGUGUUAACUUGUUGCUUUUGACAGUUUGCUUUGUUGGAGUGGAUAACCUUCCUAGAACCGUGUUCCUUCUGACUGACUGUGUUCUUUCUGUAUGUGGUGUUAUGGUGUGAAUGCUUAUCUGCUAUAAGUUGUAGCCUGGGUGGUGUUGGAAUAACUAUGAUUUUGUUUUCUGUUGCUCUACCUUACCACUCCGUAGCAGUACCAGUUUACUGACUCUGAGACUGAGGUAAAUGAAUGAGAAAGUGGUGGGUGAAUGCACUGCAUUGAAGCAUAAGGCUUAUGAUUCUGGUCUGGGUUAGUAGUCAGUGGUAUUACUGGUAUGUGUCCAUCACCGCUUCGUUACCUCCUCCUAGCUUAUCUUAUCCAUCUCAGCACUCGCUACUACUGCCUGGCUCAGUGUUGCCCUGACAACAAGAGGCUAUAUUAGUCAGGGUUUAAGGGUAGGAUUUCAUGUCUUACUGGGUACAUGUUUCCAGUCAUCUAGCUGGUGGCUACUACCCCAUUCGUCUACAGUGUUAAGGUCAUUUUUAUUGUCGUUUUUUGGGUUGUAUAAAUAAUGUAGACCCUUUGAUGGAGUGAAAUUCAAUCCUCUGCAUUCAUCCUAUUUAUUGGUCCCAUAGCACUGUUCCUAGACCAGUUCUGUUGUUUGUUUCUGUGCUUUUGGGAAUAUGUAUUUUGGGAAUAUUUCUUGCUCUUGGGUUCAGGAUUAUAGUACCUUAGCUCUUCACCUGUGUUGUUGUGCUCAUUGUUUUAGGUGUUCAUACUACUUUUGAUGUCUUUGUUACCUGAAUACCUUCACAUUUGUGUUUUCAUGUUGUUUUCCUAUUCUCUAACCCUAACCCCACCCCCUAACCCCUACCCCUAACCCCUAACCCUAUUCUCUACCCCUAACCCUAUUCUCUAACCCUAACCCCUAACCCUAUUCUCUACCCCUAACCCUAUUCUCUACCCCUAACCCCUAACCCUAUUCUCUAACCCUAACCCCUAACCCUAUUCUCUACCCCUAACCCUAUUCUCUAACCCCUAACCCUAUUCUCUACCCCUAACCCUAUUCUCUACCCCUAACCCCUAACCCUAUUCUCUAACCCUAACCCCUAACCCUAUUCUCUACCCCUAACCCUAUUCUCUAACCCUAACCCUAUUAUCUAACCCUAACCCUAUUCUAUAACCCUAACCCUAUUCUCUAACCCUAACCCAUAA
This is a messenger RNA of Oncorhynchus keta (chum salmon), 8385 nucleotides long. Its product is annotated as dedicator of cytokinesis protein 9-like. Bases 511 to 5979 code for a protein of 1822 amino acids. The transcript has 48 exons. NCBI's taxonomy places the organism in Eukaryota, Metazoa, Chordata, Actinopteri, Salmoniformes, Salmonidae. The record is from RefSeq and is a predicted model, not a curated record. Gene Ontology annotation, molecular function: guanyl-nucleotide exchange factor activity. Gene Ontology annotation, biological process: positive regulation of GTPase activity; small GTPase-mediated signal transduction.